Molecule: messenger RNA, 3567 nt
Organism: Aspergillus pseudonomiae
Lineage: Eukaryota; Fungi; Ascomycota; Eurotiomycetes; Eurotiales; Aspergillaceae
Exons: 8
Coding region: 1-3567 (1188 amino acids)
Cellular component (GO): small-subunit processome; nucleolus
Molecular function (GO): small ribosomal subunit rRNA binding
Source: RefSeq, a predicted model, not a curated record
AUGAAGAGAUACAGGUCUGCAUCCCAUUUCUGGGACUCUGCUCUGAACAAGAUCUUCCCCAGGCGAGCAUCGCGAUCGCGAUCGGAUGAGCGCAACACGUUUCUGUCAUUCGAGUCCUCCACUACCAGCGAACAUACAGAUGGCUUUUACAUGUACUCCCAGGCUCUGUUAGAGCAAGAAAACAGAUGCCGCGGGGCUUUACUCUACCGCCAAUCCGACAGCACAGAGACUUCAUAUUCAUCUGCUCUCAUGGCGCCAAUUCCGCGCCCUGCCCUGCCCUAUACGAUUAGUUCUCCCGAGUGGAACAUAUUUUCUGAAGCUGUCAAGGCCCUCGAAGGUGCUAUUGAUGACGAUGCAUCCGACUGGCUCCACAGCGUGCUGUCUGUCUUUUCCAAAGUCUACACCGUCGCCAAGAUCAUCGUCACAAUAUUCAGGUAUUAUGGGAUCGAGGUGGAAGACAUCCCUGACAGUGUUCCGGCCCAUAUCAGACGUGCGGAAGAAAUUGUGACGUCCAACUCGAUUACUGAGCUUAUUGAGGCCGUUGAGAGUCUUUAUUAUUCCGUAUAUGCGAGGCUGGUAAUGGAGAUAGCGAACGUCGACUUGUCAACUUACUUCAACUUGGAACUCCGACGCACAUCCCGCAAGGAUGGGUUCACUCUCCCAGAGCCCGAUCAUUUGCUGAAGAUCCUCGCGCACUGCAAAGACACCCUCGAAGCGCCAACUGUUUGCAACCAUGUCAAUGUGAAUCUCAUCAGAGUUCACCAGGAUGAAUUCAUCCGCCGUGCCAUGGAGAGGGCAAUUGGCACAGAGUUCUUCCUCGACGAUCUCCUCGGAUACCGCCGUUAUACUAUGGGAAUUGUGAGCGACACCUCAUCCGAGUUCCGUUCCAAGUGGAACCACGACACCUUCCUUUAUCAAAUACCGCCGGAGGAGAUCCUCACAGUCCAGUCCGAGAAGUACCUUUCUUUUAUACCCAAACCGGAGGCUGUAUUGACAGUUACUGGUUCGGAUCUUCCAUUCGUUGACCGCGACAGUACCGAUCCGGAACUUUGGGAGCGGGAGCUCGUCAAAGACCAUCGCCAGGCAGCUUUAGCCAAGAUGGAAGGCAAAGGCAUCGGAGACGUCAGGCGCGUGGACGAGCGACGUCUCCCGAGCGACUACAUGAAGGAGAGAAAAUGCAUCUGUCGCUCAUCGUGCAUCUGUUCCUGGGAAUGUACUUCGGACCCCGAACGUCCCUGUCCCUGCGCAGACCGUAUGAUGCAGAUAAUGCUUGCGAAACAUCGCAAGGCCCCGGGAACACGCGACUUCGCUACCCGAUGCGGCAAUCUUGCAAAGGCGAUCUUCGAAUGCGCUUCAUUAAUUAAACGAGACAUUGAUGAUAUCGAGAUCGCGUUGGAGCUGGACCGGGCAUUUCUUUUAGUGGACAGUGAGAUCGAAGCCCAGCGCCGAACGCCCCGCAAGGCUAACGGGGUGAAGUCCUCGACGGGCAUGGUGCCCAAAAACGUAUCGACUUCGGCGACUGUAUUAAUAUCCUCCUUUGCAUCUCCGUGGCCGCGAAAUCCACAGUGGAUCGCAAACUUCAGAAGACCCAGAACCGGGGUGCGAUGGUAUAGCCGUGCUGCAUGGCCGUCCUACGGCAUCACCACUCCCGUGCCGGAUCGCCCUCCUCCGUUCCCCAGUUCCGGAUCUAGGAAAUCUCCAUUCUGCUUCCAGACGGGGUAUGCGCUCUGCGCCAAACGGCCGUCGCGCCCCUUCCCCCCACCGUUCCUGUCCCCGCCGUCCUCGUCCUUUUCCGACCCGUUGACUACCCACUACCACAGUCAGGAUAAGAGAUUAUCCGUCAAGGGCGAACUAGUCAGGGGGCUGAACAACGGCGACGAUGCCGUUUUGGUUGCGGAUAAUUUCCUCGGGGUCGACGAUGGCGUGGGGGCAUGGGCUACCAAGCCACGAGGUCAUGCUGCACUCUGGUCCAGGCUUUUACUGCAUUUCUGGGCUCUAGAAGUCGAACGAGGAGUUGAUAGUGAUGCGCCGCUGGAUCCGGUCGAGUACCUCCAACGUGCUUACGAAGAAACCAUCAGGGCAACGACCGACCCUAACGAAUGGUACGGAACAACGACCUCCGUCACUGCGAUCUUACAUUGGACCUGCGAUGAGACGGGAAACGAGAAGCCUUUACUUUACGUGACCAAUGUAGGCGAUUGCAAGUUGAUGGUGAUCCGUCCAAGCGAGGAGAAGAUCCUGUUUCGGACCAAGGAACAAUGGCAUUGGUUCGACUGCCCGAUGCAGCUGGGGACCAACAGCGUGGACACACCGCGGAAGGAUGCAGUGAUGUCUCAAGUGGAUUUGGAGGAGGAGGAUGUCGUACUUGCCGUGUCCGACGGCGUUCUAGACAAUCUUUGGGAACAUGAAAUAUUGUCCAUCACGCUUGAUAGCAUCAAGAAGUGGAACCAGGGACGGUAUGACAAUACAGACCUUGAGUGGGCUCCCCCGGAGGUGCUGGCAGAAGAACGCAUGGUCUUUGUGGCGCGCGAGCUGCUCAAAUCCGCUCUGGCUAUUGCCCAGGAUCCGUUCGCUGAGAGCCCGUUUAUGGAGAAAGCAAUUGAAGAAGGUCUCGCUAUUGAGGGGGGUAAGGCCAAACGCUCAAAGAAGUACCGCAAGCUCAUGCAUCAAUAUGAGCUCGCAUUCGGGUUCCGCGAACCAUACCAAGUCCUAGUGGACUCCAACUUCCUCAAUGCCGUACACUCCUUCAAGAUGGAGCUACUCCCUUACCUCGAGCGCACACUGCAGGGCAAAGUCAAGCCUCUCCUCACAAAAUGCUCACUAGCAGCCAUCAUGGCCAACCAACCCAUCAACCCUCGCACCAACAACCCUGUCCGUCCCGCACAACUCCCCCCGCCCACCGUCCUCCCAUUGCGCCACUGCUCCCACAACGAAGACGCCUCUCCUAUCGACGAAACAGAGUGCCUGCUUUCUCUUCUUUCGCCGUCCGCAGACGUCAAGCGGAAUAAGGAGCAUUAUAUUCUCGCCACGGCGGAUCCGGCGACGCCCAAGACUUCGUCGCAGAACGACAAGAAGCGGAAGCGCGGUGUCGAUGAGGCUGAGGUUGCGUUGAGAAAGUCGAGGAUGUUUAGGAGCGCCGCGCGGGCUAUCCCCGGUGUACCGAUUGUUUAUGUGAAGCGGUCUGUUAUGGUUUUGGAGCCGAUGAGUUCGUUGAGCGAGGAGCUGAGGGAUGGGUAUGAGAGUGGGAAGUUCAGGGCUGGGUUGAACGAUGAUGCGGCUCCGAAGAAGAGUGGAGAUGGGGAGAAGAAAAAGAAGGGAUUUAAGAAGGUGAAGGGCCCGAAUCCUUUGAGUGUUAAGAAACCGAAGAAGAGGGAGUCUGAGUCGGAUAGGCCUGCGAAGAAGAGGCAGGCCACGGAGGAUGGAGAGGGUAAGGAGUCUACGGAGAGGACGGAAGAUGGUGAUUCUGCGCCCAAGCCGAAGCGGAGGAGACGUCAUCAUAAUCGCGGUACUAAGAAUGAAGGCGAGGAUGGAGGCGAUGCGGCUCCUGCUGUCACGAUGGAGGAGUGA